Molecule: messenger RNA, 3306 nt
Organism: Falco peregrinus (peregrine falcon)
Lineage: Eukaryota; Metazoa; Chordata; Aves; Falconiformes; Falconidae
Gene: AMPD3
Product: adenosine monophosphate deaminase 3
Exons: 14
Coding region: 389-2485 (698 amino acids)
Biological process (GO): IMP salvage; AMP metabolic process
Cellular component (GO): cytosol
Molecular function (GO): AMP deaminase activity
Source: RefSeq, a predicted model, not a curated record
CCCGGCGGGGGUCUGCCCCGGGGCCGGCGCUUCACCCGGCGGGAGGCUUCCGCCUGCCCCUCGCCCCACCUGCUGUGGGGCCGUCCCGGGCCGUGAUGCCGCCACCCAGGAGGCAGCGGGCCGCCCCGGUGGGGCCGGGGGCGCGGCGAGCCGGCUCCUCCGCCCGGGGGCCGCAGCGGCCAUAAAGGGCCGGGGAAGGGGCGGCGCGGCGUGGCACUGCGGUACCGGGGCGGCCGGCUGGCGGGUGAAUGCGGCAGAGGGGAGCGGCUGUAUCUGGCGGCAGCAGCUCCUCCCUCCGCCACCGCUUCCUCCUCCUCUGUCGGCGGCUUCUGACAGAGGCUUCCCGGCCGGCGGGAGCGCCGGUGGCGGGGCUCGGCCCGGCCGUAGCAUGGCUUUCCCCGCGGCGCUAGCCGAGAUGCCCAGACAGUUUCCAAAGCUGAACAUCUCUGAGGUUGAUGAGCAUGUGCGACUUCUAGCAGAGAAGGUAUUUGCUAAAGUUCUCCGAGAAGAAGACAGUAAAGAUGCCUUGUCGCUAUUCACCGUGCCUGAAGACUGCCCUAUUGGGCAGAAGGAGGCCAAGGAGAGGGAACUACAGAAGGAACUGGCAGAACAACAGUCUGUGGAAACAGCUAAAAGGAAGAAAAGUUUCAAGAUGAUUCGAUCCCAGUCUUUGUCAUUACAAAUUCCGUCUCAGGAAUGGAAAGCACCAUCAGCCAAUCCUGUUCUGUCUCCUGCAACACCAGUUCUUCCAAGUGGUUUUCUGCCAGUCCAAGUGCCAUAUGACGUACCAGAGUUUCAGAGAGUUUCAAUUAGUGGGGACUACUGUGCAGGGGUUACAGUUGAUGAUUAUGAACAAGCUGCCAAGGGCCUGGUGAAAGCUCUUCUCAUUCGAGAAAAGUAUUCACGUCUUGCCUACCAUCGUUUCCCAAGAACAACAUCUCAGUAUUUGUGUAGCAUGCAAGAUGAAAAAUGGAAGGCUGAAGAUGAAGUGUGUCCAGAUUUCCAUUCACCCCCAGAAGAAAAUGAAGAUCCUUACAAUCUUGAUGAUGCUCCAGAUAAUUUGGAUUAUGUUGUCAAAAUAAAAGGUGGCAUUCCAUUUGUUUAUGAUAACAAAGAAAUGAUGGAACUCAAUGAGCCUCGGAGUCUGCCAUAUCCUGACCUGGAGACCUAUACCCUUGACCUGAGCCACGUCCUUGCUCUAAUUGCUGAUGGCCCAACAAAAACAUAUUGUCAUCGGAGGCUUAACUUUUUAGAAUCAAAAUUUAGUUUACAUGAGAUGUUAAAUGAAAUGUCAGAAUUUAAAGAACUAAAGAGUAAUCCUCAUCGAGACUUUUAUAAUGUGAGAAAGGUUGAUACUCAUAUCCAUGCUGCUGCUUGCAUGAACCAGAAACACUUACUGAGGUUUAUUAAGCACACCUAUCAAACGGAGCCUGACAGGAUUGUUGCAGAGAAAAAAGGCAAGAAAAUGACUUUAAAGCAAGUCUUCGAAAGCCUUCACAUGGACCCUUACGACCUCACUGUAGACUCUUUAGAUGUCCAUGCAGGUCGUCAAACAUUUCAUCGAUUUGACAAAUUCAAUUCCAAGUACAAUCCAGUUGGUGCCAGUGAGCUGAGGGACUUGUAUUUGAAAACUGAGAACUACAUUGGUGGAGAAUAUUUUGCUCGUAUGGUCAAGGAAGUAGCCCGUGAACUAGAAGAAAGUAAGUACCAGUAUACAGAACCCCGCUUAUCCAUUUAUGGACGGUCUCCAGAUGAAUGGCUGAACUUGGCAAAAUGGUUCAUUAAGCAUAAAGUUUAUUCCCCUAAUAUGCGCUGGAUAAUUCAGGUUCCCAGAAUCUAUGACAUAUUUAGGUCAAAAAAUAUUCUGCCUAGUUUUGGGAAGAUGUUGGAGAACAUCUUCGUACCUUUGUUUGAAGCAACAAUCAAUCCCAAAGAGCACAAAGAAUUGCACCUUUUCCUCAAAUACGUGACUGGUUUUGACAGUGUUGAUGAUGAAUCCAAACAUAGUGGCCAUAUGUUCUCUGACAAGAGCCUUAACCCUGACCUCUGGACCAGCGAGAAGAAUCCCCCGUAUAGCUAUUAUCUGUAUUAUAUGUACGUGAACAUCAUGUUGCUAAACAACCUUAGGAGGGAAAGAGGCAUGUGUACUUUCCUGUUUCGACCUCACUGUGGAGAAGCUGGGUCUAUCACACACCUUGUGUCAGCCUUUCUGACAGCAGACAACAUUUCUCACGGAUUGCUCUUGAAGAAGAGUCCUGUCCUCCAGUAUCUUUAUUAUCUUGCACAAAUACCCAUUGCUAUGUCUCCACUUAGUAACAACAGCCUGUUCCUCGAGUACUCGAAAAAUCCACUACGGGAAUUUCUACACAAGGGACUUCACGUCUCCCUCUCCACAGAUGACCCUAUGCAGUUUCAUUAUACAAAGUGUUGGCUGUUGAAGUAUAGAAUGAAGGAUGAGGCUGAAGGGAGGUUUGAGCCUUCAUAAACAAUCCUCUAGAGUGCCAGGAAAGUCCAGUUUCCUUACUAAUAAAUCUGGGGAAGUACAUCACAAAAACACGAUGCAGAAUCUCGGAAGAUGACGUAUGAGCUGUUUGCUCAGUGAACUGAAACUGAUUCUUGCCCUUGGGUGGCCUGGCAGGACAGAAGUGCCUGGCCACUGCUCUGGAUGCCCUGGUUUUGUGGUUGGCACUGACCCGAGUCAUGCUGUGCCUUGAGAGUGGCCUGUGUGCUGCUCACUUGUCAGUGUCCUGAGGACAAGCUGAGCUCUGGUGUGCUUCACCCAGGCUGGCUUCUGGCCUGUGACACAUCUCUGCUGGAAAAGCCAGAGCUUCUGUGGGGGCUUUCUGCAUGACGUAACGCAGUGCCAGCAGGGUUACACGUAGUGUGGAAGAUCCUCAGCUGUGAGCCCACUAGAGUCAGACCCAGCCUUCUCGUGUGGAAGGUCAGAACUGAGAAAUUGCCCUGCUAUCUCUCUACGUACUAUUCGUUACAGAUUUACUAGAUCCUCCGAGGUGUUUAUAUACCCUGGGAUCUCAUUUGAAACUGUCUAAGAAAUGUUUCUAAGGAUCUGGACUGCAGGCUGCAAUUUCUUAGACUAAGAGAACUGGAUACCCAGUGCCUGUUAAUUAUUUAACAGUUGCCCUUGGGAAAUUUGAAAUAAACAAUUCUGCUACUAAUUGUGAUGUUAAAGUCCUAAACUUCUAAUUUUUCACAGCUAUCUAAAGAGCAUGUAGAAAUUCCUUGAUUUGUAAUGAGUACGUAUCCUCAUUCACAUCUUAUUUAUGUGUAAUUUAAUAUUAAACAUAU